Triticum turgidum subsp. durum (durum wheat) is the source of this 1650-nucleotide messenger RNA. The record is from the annotation of a GenBank genome assembly. NCBI's taxonomy places the organism in Eukaryota, Viridiplantae, Streptophyta, Magnoliopsida, Poales, Poaceae.
AUGGCGCGCGGCGGCGGCAACGGCGAGGUGGAGCUCUCGGUGGGGGUCGGCGGCGGAGGCGGCGGCGCCGCCGGCGGGGCGGACGCCCCCGCCGUGGACAUCAGCCUCGGCAGGCUCAUCCUCGCCGGCAUGGUCGCCGGCGGCGUGCAGUACGGAUGGGCGCUCCAGCUCUCCCUGCUCACCCCCUACGUCCAGACUCUGGGACUUUCGCAUGCUCUGACUUCAUUCAUGUGGCUCUGCGGCCCUAUUGCUGGAUUAGUGGUUCAACCAUGCGUUGGGCUCUACAGUGACAAGUGCACUUCUAGAUGGGGAAGACGCAGACCGUUUAUUCUGACAGGAUGUAUCCUCAUCUGCAUUGCUGUCGUAGUCGUCGGCUUCUCGGCUGACAUUGGAGCUGCUCUGGGUGACAGCAAGGAAGAGUGCAGUCUCUAUCAUGGGCCUCGUUGGCACGCUGCAAUUGUGUAUGUUCUUGGAUUCUGGCUCCUUGACUUCUCCAACAACACUGUGCAAGGUCCAGCGCGUGCUCUGAUGGCUGAUUUAUCAGCUCAACAUGGACCCAGUGCAGCAAAUUCAAUCUUCUGUUCUUGGAUGGCACUAGGAAAUAUCCUUGGAUACUCCUCUGGUUCCACAAAUAACUGGCACAAGUGGUUUCCGUUCCUCCGGACAAGGGCUUGCUGUGAAGCCUGCGCAAAUCUGAAAGGCGCAUUUCUGGUGGCGCUGUUCCUGGCCUUCUGUUUGGUGAUAACUGUGAUCUUCGCCAAGGAGAUACCGUACAAGGCGAUCGCGCCCCUCCCAACAAAGGCCAAUGGCCAGGUUGAAGUCGAGCCCACUGGGCCGCUCGCCGUGUUCAAAGGCUUCAAGAACUUGCCUCCUGGAAUGCCAUCAGUGCUCCUCGUCACUGGCCUCACCUGGCUGUCCUGGUUCCCCUUCAUCCUCUACGACACCGACUGGAUGGGUCGUGAGAUCUACCACGGUGACCCCAAGGGAACCCCCGACGAGGCCAACGCGUUCCAGGCAGGUGUCAGGGCCGGGGCGUUCGGCCUGCUACUCAACUCGGUCGUCCUGGGGUUCAGCUCCUUCCUGAUCGAGCCGCUGUGCAAGAGGCUAGGCCCGCGGGUGGUGUGGGUGUCGAGCAACUUCCUCGUCUGCCUCUCCAUGGCGGCCAUUUGCAUCAUAAGCUGGUGGGCUACUCAGGACAUGCAUGGGUACAUCCAGCACGCCAUCACCGCCAGCAAGGAGAUCAAGAUCGUCUCCCUCGCCCUCUUCGCCGCACCGCUGCAGAUUCUGUACAGUGUCCCUUUCGCGGUGACGGCGCAGCUGGCGGCGAACAGAGGCGGUGGCCAAGGUGUGUGCGGGCGUGCUGAACAUCGCCAUCGUGAUACCCCAGGUGAUCAUCGCGGUGGGGGCGGGGCCGUGGGACGAGCUGUUCGGCAAGGGCAACAUCCCGGCGUUCGGCAUGGCGUCCGCCUUCGCGCUCAUCGGCGGCAUCGUCGGCAUAUUCCUGCUGCCCAAGAUCUCCAGGCGCCAGUUCCGGGCCGUCAGCGGCGGCGGUCACUGACCGCGCCGCGCGUCGGUCGGCCUGAGCAUGGCCAAGGCCGGAGGUCCCAGCCCAGCCCGUCAUUUACCAAAUUUUCGCAUAGGCGUAACUAG